AAUCCAGCUUUUCGAUAGAUCCACGUGUGACUAAAAAUAGAAUAAGCUGCUUUAUCGUCUGCUGCCUUGGAGAUUUCAGCGUCCUGCGUCUGCAGCUGCUUGUAUGAAUUCUAGACUAGAUCUUGAUUAUAUUAAGUGAAAGUGAUAAAAUCAAUUACUUCAAACAGAUUCACAGAAAUAUAUAUUAAUAUAUUAGACAAUGAUGGGAAUAGAUGAUGCUAUGAAAUGGCAAAGAAGGAACACAGUUUUCUAAAAUCACAACCAGCAUCAGGACAUUUUACAAUUCCAAAAUCCCUGAAAAGAUGGCAUCCGGAAUCAGUUGAAAGUGAAGGUUCCUAUUUAAAAAGAAAAUAUAAGAAGAUUGAUUCAAAGAUUAAUCCUCAUUUUGCUCAUUUAUAUGAAAAUCUACAUUUAUUUCCAAAAUGCUAUAAACAUUGUCAGGAUAGAAAUCUUGUAAAAUUAUGGUUGCAAACAAAAUUGAGACAAAGACUUGAGAGACCAAUUACAUUAACAAAUUAUUUGUCACCUCUUUUUCCUUUCAAAAUAUACUUAAAGCCAGUUCCUACAAGUUACACAUGGCUCUUAAAUGCUAUAAAAUGCAUACAUGUUUUAUUAAAUAGAGGAAAAUGUCAUUUGAUUGAUAAAACAGAAAUUCAAUGUGAAAAUAUAAUCGAUACUGAUGUCUUUGCAUUACAAUAUAAAUCAGAUUUUUUUGCAGUAAACCUUUAUGAGCAUGACUCUAACAGAAAAUUCUUUACUGAUCCCUAUGUUUGUGUUAGAAAUAGCUCAUUCAUUUCAUCAAUAGAUUAUCUAAUGCAUUUAUAUCAUGGUAUACAGGGAAAUGUUAAAAAAUAUGAUGCAAAUAUUGAUGGACUUGAAGACGUUUGUGAAGAGAAGGCUUUUAUUGGUAGUAACUCAGAAGAAGCCAGACAAAAAGAUCAUGAGAUGUUCCAGAAUACAACUAAAAAUUGUGCUUCUAGCAAAUAUGAUGGGUCAUUUAACAGAGAUAUGAAAAAUCAUGAAAAGACUUUGUCCUCAAGGUUUAAAAAAUGUUCUCAACAAAAGUUUGCCAAUGAUUCUGACAAUUUAUUAGUUUUACUGAACUAUGAUUUUUCAAAUGUUACUAAUAAUAUUUCAUCAAAUGGCAACAGGAACUCAAAAGAUUCUGUACCUAAUAAAAAUAUUGUGAAACUAACUAGGAAUCAGUUAGAACCAAAAAGUGUCACUUCUCCAAUAGUGAAAUUUAAUUUAGAUUAUGAUAAGAUUUCUGGAACAUCUGAAAUGCUAUUAAGCAAUAUGUUUUCAUGCCAUGAACUAAAUAAGUGUAAAGAAAUAUUUAGUGAUCACAAUUUAGAAGCUAUCAUAAAUGACAGUAGUGAAAAGCAUUUAGCAGUUGCUGAUACUGGCCAAAGCAGAAUGGUUAGUUCAACUAAUUUAACUACUUGUCCAAAGGAGGAAACAUACACAGAUUUCACUGAUGCCUCAGAAUCUUAUAAAGAAUCUGGCCUAAACAAUUUGUAUACAACUUCACUUCGUAAUAAUAAUAAAAAAACAAAAGUUAUGCCUCAAGUUUUUACCAUCGAAGCUGUAUCUGAAAACAAGGAAACAAUACUAGACAGUUUUGUGAAUCAUGACAGCUCAUGUGAAUCAGAACAUGUUGUUCCUGAUAUAAGCAUUUCUGAAAUGGUGGAAACAUCAAGAUCUAUGUAUGAAGAGGGCAUCAGUAUGAAAGGAUUUGAAGAGAAUUCAAAGACAGUUUUUCAAUGGAUUCCUAAAUCAUUAGAGUUAACAGAUCUUUCAAGUGGUGAUCAGUUCAGCUAUCCAUCUGGUCAGAUGUGUAGCAGACCCCUUCGACUUGGUCUGUCAAAAAAGCAAAAAGUAAAACAUCUCCAUAAAAAAUGAAAUGUAAGACUUCGUAAAUAAAAAAUUUGACUGUUUAUGUCAGGAACACAAUGUGAAAUAAAUUUAAAAUAAAUGAAUACGAUGAUGUAAUAUAUGUAUUAUACUUAUUGAACAAUUGUUUUAAUGUUUCAUUUUAAUUUUUAUGUAUUCAGUUUUUUAAAAAGUCAAAUAAUGUUGACUGUUGCCUGGGCUAAUCUGUGAUAACUUGUAAAAUAUAUUUUUUUGUUAUAAUGUUCUUAUUUAAUUUUAUUACUGUUUGGUGUAAAUAGGGUUUAAAUAGAAGAAAAUCUCAAUCUGCAUGAUAGUCUGAAAACAGUUAACACUUUAAUUUAAUUCAUUAUAAAAUAAAUAGUAUUUUUGAAUUGUGUUGCAUAGUUAAUUCAUAUUCAUAGUUGCUUCAUUCAAGCAAUGCUAUUAUUAUUUCAAACAGUAUGUAAAAAUACAUUUACAACAAUGUUACUGAUUUUCAAUGUAUUGAUGUCUUGAUUUUUAAAAUCUGUUGUGCAUUUACAUCUAGCUUUAAUGUGUUGUGUGCCUUACUAUGACUUAUUAGAAACUGUAUAACUGUGAAUAUUGUUGCAUGUUGAAUUUCAAUAUUUUAGAUUUAUAAUUUAAGUUAGCCAGUAUUUCAAUUGUUGUAUUUACCUUUCAAACUAGUUCAUUAAAGUUUUUUUUUUUUUU
Molecule: messenger RNA, 2583 nt
Organism: Biomphalaria glabrata
Lineage: Eukaryota; Metazoa; Mollusca; Gastropoda; Planorbidae
Exons: 4
Coding region: 226-1902 (558 amino acids)
Source: RefSeq, a predicted model, not a curated record